CUCACCCAGGCUAUUCCGGAAGAAAACACUAUCCAAACCCUGUGCACUGACAUCCUGCAAUGUCUGGACACCUCAGUCACUGGAAUGACCCAAGUGUUAUGGCCAAGGCUUCUCGAAUAUGUGGUGCCAGCUCAGUACACUGGUACUUUGAAGCCUCUCUGCAGAUGCCUUAGGGAGCUGGCUGAGAAAAAGCAGCAGGAAGGAGAAGAAGCUGCUUCCCUCGACUACAGUGGACCAGUGAAACUCCCUACACCCCAGGGGCUGCUGGCACGACUUCUGGUAGUAGCCUCGUCCCCUUAUGCAGGAGAAGGACACGGAUGUGCUGCCUUGCAGUUACUACAGGCCCUGCACCAAAAUAUCCAUGCAGCAGUGGGUGAGACGUGGGUAGUAAAGAUCCCAUCUCUGCUGCAGUACAUUGAAGGAAACACAGAAAAUUCCCUGGACCAUGCGCGGUGGGAGCACAUGCUGCUUCAGUUCCUAAGAACAUCUCUGGCGAUGAUAGACGACAGUGCCUGGAAGUUUCCUGUAUAA
Molecule: messenger RNA, 531 nt
Organism: Mauremys reevesii (Reeves's turtle)
Lineage: Eukaryota; Metazoa; Chordata; Testudines; Geoemydidae
Product: maestro heat-like repeat-containing protein family member 1
Exons: 7
Coding region: 85-531 (148 amino acids)
Cellular component (GO): cytoplasm
Source: RefSeq, a predicted model, not a curated record